AUGCGAAAGUCUUCAGCUAUACACUACGUGCUCACCUCAGUAUACACCUUACAGAUCAGCGCUUCAAUCGCCCCACGUAAACACGUAUAUGCGGCAGUAUCCAUGACUGCCAACAUCUUCUGCCACGGUCGCACCUCUCUCUCUCCUUCUCUCCACCAGACACAAACACCACAAACUUCUGCUCUUUCACACACCGACUCUCCAUACUCCGCCGCAGCCGACAAGAAGGGCUGCGACCGGCAGCGCCCUUGCGAGCGGUGUGCAAAGCGCGGUCUCACCGCCGCCGAGUGCAUUGAGGCACCGGCGCCAUCAUCUGGGGCGCAGCCCACUACCAAGAAGCGCUCUGCUCCCUCGUCUGGCUCUCGUCCCGCCAGCAAGCGGUUGAAGAAGCAGACGAAGAAGAGUGCCAGUGCCCCGGAAGAUGACGAAGAAUCGGAGAAGAAUGAGGAGGCAGAAGUGGAAGUGGAGGGAGGCGAGGAGACUGAUGUGGGCGACGAUCAGCCCGAAGACCAAUUAGUCUGGCGGGAGGGAGAUGAGGGGUUGGCUUACGACACCGAGGUGUCUGUGAACGAGGGAGAGGAGGGAGAGGAGGGAGAGGAGGGAAGCGCUGGUCUCGAGUCGGCCACUGAUGUCGUCCCAGAGCAGGCCGCGGGCGGAGAUGAGGGUAACGACACACCCUACUAUCCCACUCCUACGUACAGCUCCCUGGCGAACCGAGGCAUCAGGAUCCCGGUGAAGACGAGGGAGAAUGUGGCGAGCCUCCCAGACAAGCAGGAAGAAUAG
Messenger RNA from Zasmidium cellare ATCC 36951, 783 nucleotides. RefSeq lists its product as uncharacterized. The record is from RefSeq and is a predicted model, not a curated record. The transcript is spliced from 4 exons. NCBI's taxonomy places the organism in Eukaryota, Fungi, Ascomycota, Dothideomycetes, Mycosphaerellales, Mycosphaerellaceae. The coding region runs from base 1 to 783 and encodes 260 amino acids.